This is a messenger RNA of Labrus mixtus (cuckoo wrasse), 1630 nucleotides long. It is a transcript of the gene vps36, whose product is annotated as vacuolar protein sorting 36 homolog. Bases 89 to 1237 code for a protein of 382 amino acids. Gene Ontology annotation, molecular function: phosphatidylinositol-3-phosphate binding; ubiquitin binding. Gene Ontology annotation, cellular component: ESCRT II complex; late endosome membrane. The record is from RefSeq and is a predicted model, not a curated record. Gene Ontology annotation, biological process: protein transport to vacuole involved in ubiquitin-dependent protein catabolic process via the multivesicular body sorting pathway. The transcript is spliced from 14 exons. Lineage: Eukaryota; Metazoa; Chordata; Actinopteri; Labriformes; Labridae.
GCUAAAGUCAGCGUUGAGGAAGUAAACAGGUAGAAUGAGCCUCAGCAGCUUGCGGAGAUAGAUAAGAAAUAAGAGUUUUAAAGUGAAAAUGGAUCGAUUUUCUUGGUCGAAUGGGCUUUUAGAAAUUGACGAAACCUUAGUGAUACAGCAACGAGGUGUGAGACUCUAUGACGGUGAUGAUAAGGCUAAGCUGGAUCUGGGAGUUGCCUUGUUGAGUACCCAUCGGUUGAUCUGGAGGGAUGUUAAAAACCAUGAAUGCUGUAUAGCCAUGCCUUUGUCCCAGAUCAUCCUCUUCGAGGAGCAGGCUGCAGGAAUAGGGAAAAGUGCGAAAAUAGUGAUACACCUGCACCCAGCACCUGCCAACAAGGAGCCAGGUCCUUACCAACACAGCAAGUACUCGUUCAUCAAGCUGUCCUUCAAAGAACAUGGGCAGAUAGAGUUUCACAGGAGGCUGACAGAAGAAAUGACUCAGAAGAGAUGGGAGAGUACAACGGUUUCACAGCCAAUCCCCACAGGAACUGGCUCACAGGCAGGAAGGACACGUGCAGUCGGGAUUGUUGGCAUUGAGAGGAAGAUUGAGGAGAGAAGAAAAGAAACAGACAAAAACAUUUCUGAGGCUUUUGAGGACCUCAGUAAGCUGAUGGUGAAGGCCAAAGAGAUGGUGGAGUUGUCCAGGUCGAUAGCGAACAAGAUCAAAGACAAGCAGGGAGACAUAACAGAAGACGAGACAAUCCGGUUUAAGUCCUACCUCCUGAGCAUGGGUAUCGCUAACCCUGUUACCAGGGAAACGCAUGGAUCAGGCACACAUUACCAUUUGCAGCUGGCUAAACAACUGGGAGACAUGCUACAGGCCCCUCUGGAGGAGCGAGGAGGUAUGAUGGCUCUCACUGAGGUGUACUGUCUUGUCAACCGUGCUAGAGGGAUGGAGCUUUUAUCUCCAGAAGAUUUGUUAAAUGCGUGCAAGAUGUUUGAGUCAUUAAAGCUCCCGUUGAGGCUGCGCGUGUUUGACAGCGGUGUGAUGGUGGUCCAGCUGCAGUCUCACAGCGAAGAGGAAAUGAUAGCCUCAGCGCUAGACAAUGUGUCUGACAAAGGCUCUUUGACAGCAGAGGAGUUUGCAAAGCUCUUGGGCCUCUCUGUUCUUCUGUCCAAAGAGAGGUUGCUGCUGGCUGAGAAGAUGGGCCACCUGUGUAGAGAUGACUCUGUUGAGGGUUUGAGAUUCUACCCAAACCUGUUUUGACCUGUUUACAGCUAUCAGUGUUUGGGGGUAAAAAUGAAACUUGGCUGCACUUAGCUGACUGAUGCAUUAAAAAAAAAAAAAAUCCUACAACAACCCCUACAUACUGAGAUACAGGUGUGCCAUGGGCACAGUAAUGUUGCUCUCAGGUCUAGUCUGACUUACUGAUCAGUUGUUGUGCUGUUAGCAGUACAUAUGCAAAGCCUCUGUAGGUACCACCAGCUUUUUUUCUAUGUAGGUCUAAGAGUUGAGUCUGUCUUUUAAGGUAAUCAAAAAUAUUAUUUUACCGAAACUGUUCAAGAACCUGCUCAUAUUAUACAUGCAGCAAAGUGUUCCCCGGAUUGAUCUGCCUGGUGGAUUGUGUUUUUAGUAAUAAAUGGGAUUAUUAAAAACUGA